AUGUGGGAAAUCCCUGUUCAAACUGAUGUCACCAUAACGCACAAUAGACCGGAUUUAAUAUAUACAAACAAAGAUAACAACAAAACUUACCUAAUAGAUGUAACUGUACCGUCAGAUUAUAACAUCGGAGCUAAAGAAAUUGAAAAAUUAAGCAAAUACCACCUACUCAAAACUGAAAUCAGCCGUUUGUGGAACACACAAACGGUUGUCAUUCCAAUAGUAAUAGGAGCAACAGGAGUAGUAGCUAAAAGCAUAAAAAAGUACUUAGAACAGCUAGAUUCCAACAUUGACGUUAGCAUUCUUCAGAAACAAGCAGCCAUACAUACAACAAUCAUACUCAGUAAAGUACUUGGAGACACUGUUUUCGUACACAAUAUACAAGACCCACUUUCACAAAAUACACAACUAUCAGUAGAUAGAGACACGCAGCAAUCACCAGACACACAGCAGUUAGCAGACACACCACACUCUCUCAACACAACUCAAGAACCUAGCACAAACAAUUUACAAAGACGAGGAAGAGGUAGAGAAAGGAGAAGAAAUGGCGCGCAACGUGCGCGUAUAGAAUAG
Molecule: messenger RNA, 570 nt
Organism: Melitaea cinxia (Glanville fritillary)
Lineage: Eukaryota; Metazoa; Arthropoda; Insecta; Lepidoptera; Nymphalidae
Exons: 1
Coding region: 1-570 (189 amino acids)
Source: RefSeq, a predicted model, not a curated record